UGGUCUGGGUGACCACGUCUUCAACUCAGCCCCACGGCAUUAAUAUUCGUUAAACACCGUUGUCAGCAACCAGAUUGUAUUCCUAAAACGGCAUAUGCUGUCGCGUGUUUGGUCGACGUCGAUAGUGGUCAUCGAUAUUCUGGUGGGGACUUUAACGGCUUAACUCCGUAUUCCUGCAGUUGGGCGGACUUCAGACAACCCGACUUUACGCAAUCCGAAACUCCGUUGGGGGCUACAUCUCCUGAGAAACCUCAACUAAUUUAUUCUUAAAAAGACUGGCAACGUUUCUGCCUCAGUCUCUGUUCUUUUUUGGUCAUUUUAAUUUCAUCAUACAUCCUUCACCAUGUCUAAACCUGUUGCUCUUGAAGAUGUUACUGGCGGAAGCGCAAAGGCUACUCACCUUUGUGUUUUAGUUCACGGCCUUUGGGGGAACCCAAGUCAUAUGCGCAAUGUUGCUAAGGCUUUGCGCGACGAAUAUUCCGAAGACGAAUUAUAUAUCCUGCCUGCCGAGAAGAACUGCGGCAACUUCACAUACGAUGGCAUCGAGCUUGGUGGCGAGCGCGUGUGCGCAGAGAUCGAGGACAAGUUGCGCAACAUUGAAGAGCAAGGAGGCAAGAUCACCAAGUUGAGUAUUGCAGGAUAUUCCCUCGGUGGUCUAGUCUCGCGAUAUGCGGUUGGCUUGCUUUAUGCGAAGGGGAUUCUCGAUGAUCUUGAAUGCAUGAACUUUACCACAUUUGCAUCCCCCCAUCUCGGAGUGAGAACGCCACUUAAAGGAUGGCACAACACCGUUUGGAACGUCCUCGGCGCCCGAACCCUAUCAAUGUCCGGUCGCCAACUUUUCACCAUCGACAAAUUCCGCGACACCAACCGACCUCUUCUCGCGGUGCUCGCCGAUCCAGAUUCUAUCUUUAUGUCCGGUCUCAAGAAGUUUAAGCGCCGCACCCUAUACACAAAUAUUGUCAACGAUCGAAGUGUGGUACACUACACAUCCGCCAUUACCAAACAUGAUCCUUAUACAGACCUUGAAAAAGUCAACCUCAACUACCUUAAGGGAUACGAGGGUGUGAUUCUUGACCCUGACCAUCCUAUUGCGCUUCGACCAAAACUUCAACAAGAUACCCUAUUGACGGACUACGAAGCUCUCAAGAAGUGGGUCAAGAGCAUACCAUUUAUGGUGACAGUCGGUGUUAUAAUUCCGAUCGGAGUUGUUGUUUUCCUCGCCAACUCUGCUGUCCAAACAGUUCGAAGCGCCAAUCGAAUCAAGGCGCACGAGUCCGGAGAGGCUGGAUUGAAGAUCGAGCAGUACCGCAUGCCCCUACGGAUUAAGGAGAUUCGAGAAGAAGUCGAACAAGCCUACGAGGUCCUCAACAGCUCACAGAACCAGCAAUACUUGGCAGCGUCAGAUUCAGAAGAUGAUCUGGCCUAUGAUGCCGAGGAUCGCAAGCUGCUGAAGAAAGAGCGCAGAAUGUCGACUCCUGGACAGCCUACGCUUGCGCUGACCCCUGAUCAGUUUGAGAUGAUUGAGAACUUGGAUGAAGCUGGCUGGCGCAAGUUUCCUGUUCACAUUCAGAAGCAUCGACAUAGCCACGCGGCUAUUGUCGUGCGCAUGGAUAAGGAGAGUUUCGCUGAUGGUUGGGUUGUUUUGAAGCACUUUGCUGGAAGCGAGUUCCUCAUGUAAGGGGAACAUCCCAUUGCAAUGGAUCAUAAUGGAUUUAUGCGGGAUGCAUUUGCGAGGCGUUUGGGAUACUUUUAAUAUGGUUGGGACAUAUGGAUAGAAUUGGAGUUUGAUAUAAUGCCCUUUAUUAGACACAGGCAAGAAAACCUUUAGGACGGAUAUGUUAGCGCGUUUAGCGAUGAUACUCAUUAAUUCAUGGAAAAACGAUGAUUUAUAAAAUGUGUGUAGCCGAUCUCAAAUGAAAAGCAGAUCUAACAAUGAGAUAUUGACUUCCA
Molecule: messenger RNA, 1950 nt
Organism: Fusarium verticillioides 7600
Lineage: Eukaryota; Fungi; Ascomycota; Sordariomycetes; Hypocreales; Nectriaceae
Exons: 3
Coding region: 344-1678 (444 amino acids)
Molecular function (GO): monoacylglycerol lipase activity
Source: RefSeq, a predicted model, not a curated record